AUGGGGGCCGGGCCCCGGGAGCGGUUCCGGGGCGGUUCCGGGGCGGUGUCCGGCGUCACUGCCGCUUCCUCGGCGGGCCAUUGGAAGGCGGUGUCGGGACGCGGUGGCGCUGUGCCCGAGCCGAAGCGCUCGCUGUCGCUGCUGGGGCCGGGCCGAGCACAGCAGCAGCAGCAGCAGCGAGAGCGGCGGGCGGACGCGGCCCCCGUGGCCACGGCGUUCGUGUGCGCCGGCUGCAGGCGGCCCCUGGGCAACACCUCGAGCUGGGCAUUCAAUGACGAGGAGAGCGGCCGCAUCCUGCUGCGCAGCGCGGCUGCCGGCGUCGCCCUGGAGCCGGAGCGGAAGGUCUCCGAGCUCCCCGGAGAGUGCGGAUGCAUGGUAGAAACCCUAUUCUGCUCUGGCUACUCAAGGACACUUGGCGGCACCUACAAGUGCACCUCAAGGCAUCUUGACUACAAGAGAGAUUUGUUCUGUUUCAGUAUUGGCUCUGUUGGAAGCUAUAUUUUAGGAAGCCUCGAAAAGCAAGCUCUUCUUGACAAGGAACCGCUUCAUCUUGAAAGUCAAGGUGUCUCACAAGAGGUGCUGCAAAGGGGAGCUGGCAAAAAAGGAGAGAGCCGCUAGGAAGCAAAGAAGCUGCCCGAAGGCCUUAUCCCAGCCCAGGGUUCCCACUUUUCUCUCUGACUCCUGAAUAAUUGCUUGAGCGUAACCAGGGAGCGUCCGUUUGAUUUCCUGCCUUUUCCAAUAAAUCCUUGCCUUCAGCUGGAGCGCGUUCCUGGUGUCCUCCUCCUCCUCCUGCUGCAUGGAUUUGUAAAUAAAGUUCCUGACUUCUGUCCCACUGAAUUUUGUUAUUCCAGCAAUUGUGGCUCGCUCGUUCCAUUGAAACUUCCCCGCUCUGCCGAGAGUUUGAGAUGUCAAAUCCAGGUAAGACUGGAGUUUCUUUGGAUUGCUACUCCCACAAAACACAGAUAAUUCUUGGAGAAGUGUAACGUGCCAUGUUUAGUUCGCACUUCCCUUUAAAAUCAGAGCAGAGGAGGCAGAUUUUAAAUCAUCCUUCCAUGAACUUCCAGCAACCUCCUGACUGUUCCAAAAGUUUUCCAUGUUAGAAAUUCCCGAGCUUGUUUUCCAGGCAAGCUGGGAUUUGGGUGUUAUUCCUUCCUUUUAUUUCAUGGUUUUCCUCUCUCUGAUUUUAGUGAGGGGGUAUUUAUUGCAAAUGCCGAUUUUCCAUCCCAGUUGGAAUUUUUGUACCUCUUAGGGCACAUUUGCAAGGAAAUUUGCCAAAAGAGUGUCGGUUAAUGGGCAUUGUGGAUCACCGUACCUGCAGGAUGCUGUAAAUUCCCAGGAAAACUUGCUGCGUGUUUGAUUGCCGUCAUGAAUCUCUCUGUAAAGUCAAAUUCACUGCAUUUUUAAUGCCAUCAAUCCCAUUACAACCUCACUCCUGGCCUAAUUGCUGUUCCCUGGACACAAUGGGGUGGAUCUUUCCUGCCUUGGCACAUUUGGAUGUUCAUCCGAAAUUGUCUACUGGCAACAAAGAAGUUGGAAAAUGACAGCCGUGGCCACCCACCGAAGGCCUGGAUAUAAUGGGGAGUGAGACCAAAGCCUCUGUACUUUCUGCUCCAUUGAGGAACCCGAAGGGAGAAAGCUGUCUGGUUCUGUCUGCUGUUGUCAUCGUGGCCAAAAAAGAAGGGAGCCGAGGGCGCCAGGACUCACCUCCCCCCCACAACCCCAAAUAAAACCCCUCCAAAAACUACCAACAAACGAACUUGACUUUUGUCCCGUCCCGUGUCGCCCUCCCCACAUUCGGAUUUCUGGGGUCUCCCAGCGCCCUUAUUGGGGCUCCCCCCUCAGGGCUCCCUGCGCUGCCACCUUCCCACGAGGUCGGCGAGGAUAGGAUGCCCCCCGGACGUGCGGGAGCAGCGGGGCUCAGUUGGGAAAUCAUGACAGGAAGCACCUGCAGCUGCACGGGUCCGGUCCCCCACCCGCCAUCUCUAUGACUUCCGCGUGGCGAAGGGGAGUCCCGGUACUCCGAAAAUUGGAAUAACUGUAUGAUUCCGAUCGGGCGGGGGGCGUUUCCGGUCCUCUACUCCUUGUCUCUAUGAUUUCCGGUGCUCCUCUUUGCUAUCUCGAUGAUUCCGAGAGGGCGGGGGCGCUUU
Messenger RNA from Hirundo rustica (Barn swallow), 2147 nucleotides. RefSeq names its product protein Mis18-alpha-like. The record is from RefSeq and is a predicted model, not a curated record. Lineage: Eukaryota; Metazoa; Chordata; Aves; Passeriformes; Hirundinidae. Gene Ontology annotation, biological process: CENP-A containing chromatin assembly; chromosome segregation. Gene Ontology annotation, cellular component: nucleus; chromosome, centromeric region; chromatin.